AUGGGAUCCAUCGUAUCAUUAGCCAGCUCGGUCUGGCAGUCUCUCACCUUCUGGAAAGCCCUCGCAAUUGCGUUCGCAUUGCUAAACCUCAAAACUCUGCCUUUGGUGUGGCAUAUCCGCGUCUACCGCUACUUCUUCCAAUAUGGCUACCUCACGACCCCCGCUGUUGAGCAACCGCCAAAACCCAGCAGCGACAUCCUAAAACCGAAAAGCAUCCUCACCCGCGCUCCGAUCAUGGAAAUCGACGUGAACAUGCACAAGUCCAACUCGACGUACUUCUCCGACCUGGACGUUUCCCGAACAGCCCUCGUGAAUUCCCUGUUGAUGAAGGGCUCCGCAUUCCUUGAGAAACGCCUCCAGAAGCAGGGCAAGCGCGGCCUCCUUCACUUCGUUCUCGGUGGCGUCUACACGAGCUUCAAGCGCGAGAUUCCGGCGUACAUGAAAUACGAGGUUCAGUCGCAUAUCGCCUCGUAUGAUGAGAAGUGGAUCUACAUCGUGACCUAUUUCUUGCAGCCGCGCACGGGGAAGAAGGCGUCGGCCGAGACGGACGAGGAUCGGAGGAAGAGGCUGCUUGCCGUGUCGAUUAGCAAGUAUGUGCUCAAGAAGGGGCGGUAUACUGUUCCUCCCAAUGAUGCGUUUGAGGCGGCUGGGUAUAGGCCGUUGCGAGCUCCUGCGGCGAAUGGCACUGCGAAUGGUACCGUGAAUGAGAAUGGAUCGCUCACUCAGCGCAAGGAGUCCAAGUCCGGCCAUACUUGGGAUGACAACAGUGAGUGGGAGCAAUUGCAGAAGGAGAUUCGCAAAGGGAAGGAAAUGGUUCAACCAUUUGUCGACCAGGAGGAGAAGCUGUUGGAUGAUUACAUGGAGAAGAUGAAACUCCCUGCGUUUGCAUAG
Molecule: messenger RNA, 891 nt
Organism: Aspergillus fumigatus Af293
Lineage: Eukaryota; Fungi; Ascomycota; Eurotiomycetes; Eurotiales; Aspergillaceae
Product: acyl-CoA thioesterase
Source: RefSeq, a predicted model, not a curated record